UGGAGUGUUUUGUACACACUUCUUUCAUACCUAGAGCUUUCUCAAAAAGUUUGACAGGAUAACUGAACUCUUUACUUUUAUCAUUUACUAAAGAAAAAAUGUUAAAAUCACUUAUGCACGUAUUGUUUUUAAAUGACUCAUACAAAUAUAAAGUGGACAAAUUUAAAAUUUUUUUCUUAACUCAUUAAUUUAAGAGCAAGCCAAGCUGAAGACAGAAGCCAAUUAAAGGAGAAUUGGAAGAGAGUAUGCAUUUAUAGGCAUGCAAAAUGUUGAAAUUAAUUUACUUAUAGAGGCAAAAUUGGUCAGUUUACUCAAGUCAGUGGAACAUGAUUUUUUAAUCCUCUCUUUUAGCAAGUUGAAAUCAGUAGCAAAACAAAAUUUGUAUCUACUUGGAGACCAUUCGUCUGCUUUACUAACAAUUAUGGGCAACUUACAAAGUUGAAAGAUAACCCAAUCACUGUCACUGGAAGGCACAAGUCCCUACAGAAUCAGAUAAUUCCAAAGCAUCUGUUAGACAAUGCUCAGCACUCUAUUGAGAAAAUACCAAAAUUCAUCAAAAAUUUUCACCCCAUUUUCUGACACCUGCCUUCCUUUCUAAUUCCAAUGCCAUCGUCCCUUUGUUUUCUCCCUGUUUGCUAUAGUUUCUCCCCUCAGUGCUUCUCUCUCUGGGGAAAUAAUUCAAAGCUCCAAGGAUUUAAAGAAUGCAAUUUACAGCCCAAGUUUUGCCUGGGGCUUCCUAAUAUUAGGCUAUCUAGAAAGGUAGAGAUCUGGAAAGAGGUGAGGUAUAAAUGUCUAAAAGCCUGAUUCAGGUGGAAAAUUACCAGAAGUAUAACCACUUGAACAAAUUAGAUAGGGUCCAGUUUAUUAUGCUAAAAUACCACAUUGUCUCAUUUUCAUAAUAUUGCCCUAUCAUAUUAUAACAUAGUGUUAUUUAGGGAAUAUUUGCCUAUAUAUUUUUUCCUUUGAUGCUCACCACAGUGUUAUGAAGUGAUCCACACUGAAGUCGUCUCAUGUUUUGAUCCACUUACAUAUACAGGAAACAAAGCAUAGGGAAGUUAGUUGCUUAAGAUUGAGUACUAAAAAGUAUUCACUUUUUUUCUUUUACUGUUUUCCAGGUCAUGUUCACUGUACACCAUUGCAUUAAAUUAUUCAAUUCAGUGCAUGUUUAUUUAAUAAUAAUUAUUUCUUAGGUUAAUAACAUCCUAUGCCCCUUAUUUUUUAUUACAGUUUAUAUAUAGGGAAGAAAUACUAAGAAUGAACUAUUGUCAAAGUUUAUAUUUUUUUAUACUUGUUUAGUGCUUUGAUUUUUGAAGGAUAAGUCAACUAACUACUGAAGUAAAAGAGUUGAUAAAUGACCAAAGAAUACAGAAGAUAACUGCAGUUCCUUCACAGUGCCAUCUGUUUUAGUUGAAUAAUGAGUGUUUGUGUCCAUGGAUAGUAUGAAUUCUUAGGCACACAUAAUACGGAAAUCAUAUAUGGGUUGGUUCCUGAGCCUGCUGACAACCAUGACCAUUGUCAACCCUUUUCUUCAGGGUCCUCUCAAGAGCACUGUAAGUGCUUCCACAAUGUGCCUUACCAGCUGGACGUUCUUGCGCAAUUGUAAAGAAAUCAUGAGUUGGCAAUAUGUAUCUAUUUUGGUGUUAUAAGCCCUGAGCUUUGAAUGGCAGUGGCCAACAGCCAUUAAUUAGUAUUAUUAGUGCUCCUCCUUUGAUGCUCGGAGCAGAUAGUGACUGGCAGGCCUUGGAACUCUUUCAGCUGCCAAGAGCCACUCUUUGUGGCUCCUAACAAUUCUCCAUUGCUCUUCACCAUACUUUGUUAGUAGCAGUUGUCAGUGUUAUCCUCCCUAACCGCUGAUGGCUUUCAUGCCGGCAAAUUAUUAUCAGCUCUGGCUGUUGAUUGUUUUCAAAGCCAGCAGCCUUUGGUGUUAUCAGCUCUUACUAUACCAGCUCACUACACUGUACUCAAUAUAGAAACAUGAAUAGGCAAGAAUAUACCAUCUGGAAAGGCUUUAUUAAGACUUGUUGCUAUAGCAUAAAUAGGAAUAGUGCACAGGCUGGACCCUCAAAGGGUAUGGAGAGGUUGCUUUUAAAGGAAAAAAAGAGGGUUGUGAAUCAUCAGAAUCAUCCAGAGAGGCUACAGAGUGGAAUCAUCUAGGAUAUGGUCCGAAGCCUGCUGCUGUCAAUGCCAGUGUCUACAAGGGCCCAGAACAGCCCCAGAAUAAAAGUACCUUUGGGAGAGUGUUGGGUCUUUCUCUUUUGUCUCAUUUAAUCUACUCACUCUUGUACAAAGCAGCUACUCAUACUUUAUGCUAUUGCAAAGAGUUGAUGGAACAUACCCUAGUUGUUAGCAGUAUCUGCUUUUAGUUUCAGUGUAUUUCUUGGCUUUUUCAAUGGUUUAUUGUUACUUGGAGGAAGGGAUUCCUGUAAUAUGCAUCUGGAAAUGGUUCUGUAGCUUCAAGGAAGUGUGGGGUAAGAUGAUAUCAUUUAAUUGUAUAUGAUCCUUUGUAAGAGUUGCAUACAAUAUGUCUACUGCUGUCUAUAUUUAGCUGUGGAAAAUUAGCCACAGAGAAUGUAUUUUUCUCAUUUGUAUUCUAAGACCUUUCAGGAGAGUGGAAAGAUAUGAUUUGAUUCAAUCUCACUUAGUUUGUAUAUUAAAAUAUAGUAGAACUGGCCACUUCUUAUUUUUUUGCCACUUCUUUGGAAAUGCAAUAUAAAGGUAAAAAUAAAUUUCAUAUGAGUUUAGCAAGUUCUGUUUAGAAGUAUACAGAAACUGAGACUGAAUAUUAGUUUUGAUUUUCUGUUCAAAAUUUUCCUUUGGUAAGACAUAGUUAUUUUCUCAUUGUUGGGACAAAAUACCCAACACCCAUAAAUUAAAGAAAGAAGUAUUUAUUUUGGCUCAGUUUAUAGAGGAAGUCAGUCCAUGAUUGGCUGGCUCCAAGGUGGUGUGGCAAAGGAGACCAGUUUAUGGGGGCAGGCAGGAAGCAGGAGGCAUUAAGAGAGGAUAAGAGAUACAUACCCUCCAGGCCACCCCACAGUCUUCCCACCAGCAUCACAUCUAGCUGUCAGCCUAUCAGUGGAUUAAUCCAGUAUCACACACCCAUGAUCCAGUCACCUCUCCCAAGCCCCACCUAUGAGGGCAUGAGGCUUUGGGGGACAUCUAGAUAUAAACUAUAACAAAAUACACCAGUAGGAAGAAAUGAUUACUUCAUAAUUUUUAAAGCUAGAUACGAUAUACACAUGUUCCAGUACAACUGCUGAAUUCAUUCCCAACAUGCAUGGUAAUGUAUUCUUUUAUUGCUGCAAAUGAAUAAAAAGGUCCUAUUGUCUAUCAGAUGUGUAAGUUAAUAUUUAAAAACUCAAUUUUAUUUUUCACCUUCUAGUGUUGCUCGUUGCUUUACUGUUUAUAAGUAAAUAAUUGAACUAUUUCUCUUCUUUUGUUUUUGGAGAAAGGGCUCCUGUGUAUCCUAGGUUGGCCUUGAGCUCAUGGUGAACCGCCUGCCUCAGCUUCCUGAGUGUUGGGAUUGCAGGAGUUUGCCAACACAUUAGGCCUUGAAUCAUUGCUCUUCAAUAAACUAUUUUUCUUUUUCUUUUCCAGGUUCAGCUCAGCUACUAUUCAAAAACAUCAAAUCUGUAAAUUACAGCAAUUGCAAUGCAACUGUCACCAUCCCAUGCUACGUUGAUAACACAGUCAGAUGACACUAGGGAGUUUUUUGUAAAAUGGAAAUUUAAUGAAAACGUUAUUUUCAACUUUGAUGGACCUAGAAACAAAUCCACUCUAGGCAGUGGUUUUUCAAGUGCAAAAAUCAAUAUCCCGGAAUUACUAAAAGGAAGUGGCUCUUUGCACAUGGAUAAGGAUGAUGCUAAAUUAGGAAACUACACAUGUGAAGUAACAGAAUUAAGUAGAGAAGGAGAAACAGUGGUAGAACUAAAAUACCAUUCUGUUUCAUGGUUUUCUUCAAAUGAAUGUACUCUCAUUGUUACUUUCCCAAUUGUGACUGUAUUUCUGUUCUGGGGACAGCUUUGUUUUAUAAUGUUUAAAUAUAGAUCCAAUCUUAUGGGUAAGAAAAUUAUUAUUUUAUCAGUUGAAGGACUAGUGCUCAUCAUAACUGUCAUCUUUGGAGUCCUUUUUUUCACCCCAGGUAAAUAUUCAAAAAGGAGAGUUUGUGGACUUCAUUUCCUUGUAAGCCCUUCAGUGAUUUUAGUACUGCUUCAAUUCUAUAGGUUUACUCCAGGUAUUGGGAUCACUACAUAUGUCAUUGGCAUAUUAUCAAGCAUUCAGUUGGUGGGCUAUAUAAUCGCUAUAAUUGGACUGUAUCUUUGUAUCUCUGUGUGUAUAGCAGUGCAUGGCUAUCUUUUAAUUUCAGGUUUGAUUAUCAUUGCUCUAGUAGAAUUACUUGGACUAGUUUACAUGAUAUUUAUGGUUACACAAAUACAGCCUCCAUAAGACCUGAAGGCACAAGCAGUGCUGUCUUUCUUCCUCAUUUCCACUGUCUCUCAGUGGAUUGUAAGGUGACAUCUUUUACAAUACAAAUUUCAGCUAUUUGUAUCAUUAGAUAAGAACAUGAGCACAAAAGUAGAUACAGAUUGUGCAUCCCUAAUCCAAAAUCCAAAACAUUUUGAGCCCUGACAUGAAGCUACAAUUAGAAAAUUCCACACCGGAACUCAUGUGACAAGUUGCAGUCAUUACACAGGUACAGUAAAAUGCUAUAAAAAUUACUUCAGACUAUGUCUAUAAGAUGUUUCUGAAACACAAAUGAAUUUCAUGUUUAGACUUCAACUCCAUCCCCAAGUUAUCUCAUUAUCAUAUACAAAUACUCAACUCUUCAGCUCAGAUAAGGAAUACUCAAUCUGUAUUUCUCCAUAGUUACAGCACUGUGAACUUUCCUAAAUGAUCAGGAAACAGGCUGGAAUUCUGCAUGAUGAUUAAAAAUCAUACUUUUUUCCCCAUUCUUAGUAAGGCUCUUUCUAAUCUGUUAUCUGCAGCCAGAAACAAAAUCACUAGAAAGGGAAGCUCGAUGUUUUAAAGGGUCAAGUGUGUGGUUAACAAGGGACAGAAGGCAUUAUCAGCAUUUUAAGUCCUAUGACAUACUUAAUUAUCCAAUGGUAACUGGACGAAUUACAGAAAUUGACAGAUCACUUUUUCACACCUUUUAAUGUCUUUCAGUAUAAUACAGUGUCUCUCUAUCUCUCUGAGGGAGAGAGGUGGAACAAGGCAAAAUGGAAAGAGCCCCCCGGGGAGUGGGGAAUACAAUAGUCACACCAUUUCCUACUGUCACAGGCUAGAAUGGAAGAGACACAAGACUAUUGAUCAACUGGGCAGUAAACCAAUAUUUCUUUGCUUUGAACUGUUGCCAGUUUUCAAGGUUGAAAAAUAAAUAAAUAUUCCAUCAAAAUGGAAGAAAGUCCAACAGAGCUUCAUGACUUUUUCUACCAAUAGUCCUUGAUGAUAUAUUGUUAAUGAUCAGGCUGCUGAGCUAGAAAGUUUCUCAGACACAUUCAGGAGCAUGCUUUACUAAUCUACUCAGCAUUUCUUAUUCCAAUGAUAUAUUAAGACUAAUGGUCACUUUCAGUACCCAGUAUUAUUAUUAAAAUUCUCUGCCAAUAUGAUGAAUUAAAAAUAUUGAAUUAUUUAUUUAAAUUGAAUUUUUCUGUGGUAAAAUAAGAUUAUUUGCUUUCCCCUUCUCUGUAUUAACUGUAUAAUAUAUAAUUUGAUAUAUAAUACUCCAUGUCUAUAUAACUAUGUAGUCAUAUCUAUAUUUAUAACUACAGUGGUACCUUGGUUCACAAACUCAGUUUUCUCCAUGAUUCUGGUCAGAAACAAAACUGGAUGAGAACCGAAUCAAAUUUCCCCAUAAGGUCAACAUUGAACUUAACUGUUGAAUUUGAUCCAGUUCUCGUCCAACUCAAUUUGCAACCAAGAAAGAAUCAAGUUCGUGAACUGAGGUACCACUGUAUAAAUAUAUAUAGUUAAUAGAUCAACUGUUUUAAUAUAUUAACCAUUGCCAGUUCUCAGAAUUAUAAUAAAUCAAAUAGGUAUUCAAUUCAAAUUGAAGAAUCUCAAACACAGGGCUUCAUGGCUUAUUUCUGAUAAUCAGACUACCAAGAGUUCUUGAUGAGGUGGUUUGUUGACAUUAGGCUGCAGAUCAGUAACACAGUAUAUCGUAUGUUACACAAAUAUAUGAUAGAGUUAAUAUGUAGUAUAAUACAUAUAAACACACACAUUGGUAUUUCUGUGUACUUUCACGAAACACUUGUUCUUUCACUCUCUGCCUUAUGUAUCUGCUUUAUACCAUGUGUUAGUUACUUUUCUCUUGUUGCUGAGAUAAAAUACCACAGUUGAAGGGGAAAGGGUUUAUUUGGCUAACAGUUCAUAGAGGUUUCAACCCAUAAUGGGCUGACUCCAAGGCUGGGUGGCUUGGCAGAGGAGAAACAGUUUAUGGUGGCUAGAAGUAGCAAAGCAACAAGGGACCUUAUCAGCAUUUCUGCCCCUUUUAUCUUAUUCAGAUUACUUAGGGCCGGUAGCACUCACACCCUUAAUCCUAGUGCCCUCAGGCCUACCCCCACCAUGAAUCAAUCACACAUUCUAGAUUCAAUCACCUCUGAAAACUCAUGAGGCUUUGGGGGACAUCUAAACACAAGCUAUAACACACCAUGACUCAGAAAUCUAAGAAUUAUUUGUAACCCAAGAGUCAAACUUGCUAACUCUGUAUCUAAGAAGUUGAGUACUAAAUUAGCUCUAGUUUUUAGACUUUUUACCAUUUUUCUUGUUCAGUGAGGCCAUUACAUUUGUCUGCUAAAUUUCUAGAGAAUAGAGAUUGCAUUUGCUGUAUACUCGUGUUGCUCUUUUUUAUUAUUUUUGUAUAAUGACACUGUAUCUUGAGGUUCUAUGGAGUUUUUGCUCUAGUUUUCCUUUCACUAGCUGCUGAGUUUUAUGAGCUUUUCAGCUCAUAAAUACUAAGAAGUAUUCUGCCCAGAUGGCCUAGAAGGAGAUAAUGGUGACAGAUGUCCCUGUGCCCUUCUUUCUUUCUCUGCAAAGCCUACCUUAAUCCUGUGAUGAAGUACAAGAAGCAAAACACAAACAGUUUCCUGGUAUGCAGUCUGCUAAGUUUUUAUCCUUGUCCACAUGUCACCUGGAAAAUGGACACUGUAUCUGAGUCUCCACAGGAGGACACUGAGUUGACUGUGACUCAGAGAUUGGGAAACAGAGGCAGAGACAGAAGUGGCAAACACUAGGGUUGGUGAGAGAUGGUCAAAAAGAUCUUGGCUUGGUCUCCCCUCCCAAACCCUCCCCCAGGACCAAGCACAGCAGCAACUGCAAGCUUGAGAGAAAUGCAGAGAAUGAAGGCAACUGGAGUAGGGAAAAGUUGCCAUAUCAGUGCAGGGAUGUCCCAUUCAUGACCCUUGGAUCUCUUGCAGGGCAGAGGGAGCUUGAGGAAAUUGCUUCGGAACCAGCAGAACUCCAACAUAGCUGGGAACCAAAUGUACCAGUGACUUGAAAGAAGGAAUCGGUGGAGCCUGUCACAGAGACUGUGGCAGGUGCACAGACUGAGGCCCUGGACAGAGACCAGCCAGAGUUCAGAGUCUGCUGUAGCAGCUGUAGUAGGACAUGGACUGGGACCAUGAGGCUGUAACACUAAAGAGAGUGGCUCCAAACCCACUCCAUGGUCCCCAAGAACACAAGAGGCCCCUGCGUAUGGGGAUCUAAAGACAGCAGCCUUGAUGGUUGGCUGAGGGGGAUUCAUUAUAACCAACAACAGGAAAAGCUUCCUUUUUAAUUCUUUUAAAAAUAGAUGAUAGAUUAGAUUCUCUCAUUUUUUCCUUGUUCUGUUUGUCCAUUAUUAUUUUGUUGACUAUAAUUAGAUGUGGUCUUUUAUAUAUGCAUACCAAUAUAUAGCAAUUUGUAUUAGUUUUCUGAUUUAAUAACGUAGCACACUUGAGUUUUUCAGUCAUAGAUUCCCAUACAAAAGGAUGCUUUUAAGGAUAUUUAACUUUUUGAACAGUCUUCUCAACAAUUUCACACAAUGCUUUUCUUUUUCUCACUGCCUGGCUACACUCCCUUCCUUCCCCUCCUUUCUCUACAUCUCCUCACAUACCUUCUUUUUUCUUUCUACCACCCCCUCCCUUUUUAUUUUUUAUUUCUCUAUUUCUUUUUCAUUCUAUAUCUUCUUUGCUCCUCUCAAUAUAAACUAUUAGUAUUAAUCUGAAUAUCAUUAAUGUUUAAUUUUCUCUAACCUACUUUUAAAAAAAAAUUCUUUUAUUGGUACAUUGUAGGUAUACAACACAAUUACAUUUCUCAUUGGGAACUUGUACCUUUACAUGAUGC
Molecule: messenger RNA, 8322 nt
Organism: Heterocephalus glaber (naked mole-rat)
Lineage: Eukaryota; Metazoa; Chordata; Mammalia; Rodentia; Bathyergidae
Product: leukocyte surface antigen CD47-like
Biological process (GO): positive regulation of phagocytosis; positive regulation of cell-cell adhesion; positive regulation of inflammatory response
Cellular component (GO): plasma membrane; extracellular exosome
Molecular function (GO): thrombospondin receptor activity
Source: RefSeq, a predicted model, not a curated record